Molecule: messenger RNA, 1434 nt
Organism: Arctia plantaginis
Lineage: Eukaryota; Metazoa; Arthropoda; Insecta; Lepidoptera; Erebidae
Source: the annotation of a GenBank genome assembly
AUGCAACAUAUACUAUCACUAAGCGUGGCAAGUGUGCCGUGGCGAUGCGUCGCCACACCAAGCGAGCGCGCGGCGGCUGACCGGCUGGAAAACGUGACGCAUACCGUGUCACGAAUACUUGACGGAUACGACAUACGACUGCGACCUAAUUUCGGUGGAGACCCACUAUACGUCGGUAUGGAUCUUACAAUUGCUAGUUUUGAUGCAAUAUCUGAAGUGAACAUGGAUUACACAAUAACACUUUAUCUCAACCAGUACUGGAAGGAUGAAAGACUGGCCUUCGGCUUACCGGACGAGGUCUUGACACUGUCCGGGGAUUUCGCCGAUAAGAUUUGGGUCCCUGAUACUUUUUUCGCUAAUGAUAAGAAUAGCUUCCUUCACGACGUGACGGAACGCAACAAGCUCGUACGCCUCGGUGGCGACGGCAGCAUCACAUACGGCAUGCGCUUCACUGCCACUCUGGCCUGCAUGAUGGACCUUCACUACUACCCGCUGGACAGCCAAAACUGCACCGUCGAGAUUGAAAGCUAUGGGUACACAGUAUCAGACGUAGUGAUGUACUGGAAGGAGACACCAGUUCGGGGCGUUGAAGAUGCUGAAUUGCCCCAGUUUACUAUACUUGGCCAUGAAACCAAUGAUAGAAAGGAGAAGUUGGCGACUGGCAUCUACCAACGCUUGUCACUGAGUUUCAAACUACGCAGGAACAUUGGCUACUUCGUAUUCCAAACCUAUCUGCCAAGUAUACUCAUAGUAAUGCUGUCCUGGGUCUCUUUCUGGAUUAACCACGAAGCAACAUCAGCUAGAGUCGCUUUGGGCAUCACAACGGUUCUCACGAUGACCACAAUUAGUACGGGCGUCCGCAGCAGUCUCCCAAGAAUCUCAUACGUGAAGGCAAUCGACAUCUACCUAGUGAUGUGCUUCGUGUUCGUAUUUGCUGCCUUAUUGGAAUACGCUGCAGUUAAUUACACGUACUGGGGUGCGAGAGCACGAAAACGGGCCAAGUUAAAGAACCGAGACCAGAUAUCGACCAGUGCAAGUGUUGAGAAAGAAUUAAAGUGCUCUGGAGGUUCUCGAUCCCCUGAGGAGAUAAUAGCACUACGAGAGUGUACAACGACUACAGGACGGGUUUCGCCACUCCUUGGACUCCGGUCGAAGCCUCUGCAGCCCGCUGCAGGUGCCCCACCGUCCCUUCGGCUUCAACGAGAUCAUACCCAUCUCCGGUAUAGAACAAGACCACAUUCUAGAAACUCCAGGAAUGGGUCAACGGGGAAGCCGAAAAUGAUGCACGCUCUUCGACGCGGAGCAACAGUGAUAAAGGCAUCGAUGCCAAAAAUACGGGACGUCAAUGUCAUAGACACGUACUCCCGAGUAGUGUUCCCCGUCUGCUUCAUGCUCUUCAACGCCGUCUAUUGGGUCUUCUACAUAUUUGAUUAA